GUUCGAGAGCAUGCGCACAACCGCAGCUAGAGAACUCUAUUCCUCCUGUCACAACAUAGAGGGGCAAAACGACAGCCGUGUGGGCCUCGAAUAUAUCUGCUGAAGACAUAGAAUGUGAUUGGAAUGGAAACUGGGAGACUGAGUCCCUGAUUGGCCGAAGGACUGGGCAGGUGCACAUACCAAACGAAUCGAUCCUGUCUCUAAUGAUGCAGGCAGAGGAUAGGAAGAAAAUAAAACUGAGUGUGAGUUCCAGCAAAGGCGUGGCGGAGGAAUAUUGUCUAAGAGAGCGACCAAAAGAGGACGCAGCAAAAAUGAAGAACAAAGUGACCAGCGCUCAAGCAGUGAGCGGUAAGAGGAAGGCCUGGUCGUGGGAUCAGUACCUGGGAGAGGAGAAGGCCAUAGCAGUUCCCCUCAGACUGUUCACUGAGGCCCAGUCAUUCCCCCCCAGCAGAAGUGGCUUCAAGGCUGGGAUGAGGCUGGAGGGGAUCGACCCUCUCCACCCAUCCAUGUUCUGCGUCCUGUCUGUGGCAGAGGUGAUUGGCUACCGAUUGCGUCUCCACAUCGACGGCUACUCUGAAUGCUAUGACUUCUGGGUAAACGCCGACUCUGCCGACAUCAGGCCAGCCGGAUGGUGUGAGUCGACAGGACACAAACUCCACCCACCAAAAGGCUACAACGAAGUCGAGUUUAACUGGGAGAAAUACCAAGAGUCUUGCAAUGCUCCAGCUGCACCACAGAAUCUGUUUAAAUCCCAUAGCAGUACCACGAGCACCACUAAGUUUCAGGUGGGCAUGAAACUGGAGGCAGUGGACAGGAAGAACCCAUGCCUGGUGUGUGUGGCCUCAGUGGCCGACAUCGUGGACAAUCGCUUCCUGGUUCACUUCGACAACUGGGACGACACCUACGAUUACUGGUGUGAUGCCAGCAGCCCUUACAUCCACCCAGUGGGCUGGUGCCAGGACCACGGACGACCUCUCACUGCACCUCAGGGACACCCCAACCCAGAACAUUUCCUGUGGGAGGAGUACUUAGAAGACAAUGGUUCCACGGCGGUUCCAAGCCAGGCUUUCUGUAUGAGAGCUCCUCACAGUUUCCAGGUGAACAUGAAGCUGGAGGUGGUGGACAGGAGGAACCCCAUGCUGGUCCGUGUGGCUACCGUCUCAGACACUGAGGACUACAGGGUCAAGAUCCGUUUUGACGGCUGGCACGAGAAGUUUGACUUCUGGGUGGACUCUGACCUGCCGGACCUUCACCCUGUGGGCUGGUGUGCCCGAACAGGCCACACCCUGGAACCCCCCCUCUCACAUGCAGGACCUUCUGACCUUAAGAGCUCUGUGACCCAGGGAGUGUGCCCCACUCCGGGCUGCAGGGGCAUGGGCCACAUCAAAGGGGCCAAAUACACAGGACACCACAGUGCCUUCGGCUGUCCCUACUCUGACAUCAACAUGAAGAAGGAGGUCGUGCUGCCUGACCGGCUGGGUGGCGAGAAGCAGAUCACCUUUGUCCCUGUACACUUUGUCCAGAAGACCAAGAGGCUGUGCACCGCCGACGACCAGGAGGAAGCCACGCCACCUCGGGAUGUUCCCAUGGAGACCAGGGCAACGCUGUCGGGUUACGAGGGGGCUGCUCGUCUCAGAGGUCGCCCCCCAGCCAACCCCCUAGUGAAGAGAGAGCCCAAGGAGGAACCAGCCACGGCUCAGGGACAGAAACUGCUCUCUCUGGGGAAGAGAGGCCGGCUACCCAGCAGGCUCACAACUAAAUAUCUGCGAGUCAAGGAGGAGGAUGAAGAGAUUGACUUGAAUAGCAUGAUCGAAGAGCGCGGUCUGGACAGCCUGCAGCAGGCCCUCCACCAGUCUGUGUUCCUGUCGGCCAUGUCGGCCCAACCCGGACGGGACUUACCCCUGUGCUGGGAGCAGCACUGCAAGCUGCUGCCUGGGGUGGCUGGAUUGCAGGCCAGCUGCGUGGCCCACUGGACCGCGGACGAGGUGGCUGACUUCAUCCACUCUCUCCCCGGCUGCGAUGAACAAGCCAAUCAGUUCAAAGAGGAGCAAAUUGACGGGAAGGCCUUGUUGCUGCUGACCCAGCGGGACAUUGUCAAGAUCAUGAGCGUAAAACUCGGCCCCGCCCUCAAGAUCUACAACUCUAUCCUGAUGUUCAAGCACGCUGAGAAUAACCAAUCGGCAGCCGACAACGCCAACACAUGAAGCAUCGAAAGCCACACCCACCAGGCCCAUCUUAUGUGUCUGUCAAACACAUAGUUUUACUGUGUCGAUUCAUUCCAAGACCCCCCCCCCCCCCAAACCCAACCCUCUUGCCUCUGGUCCUUCUCUUUGGCCUAAAGGACUUCAACUUAAACUAAAGCUGAUACAUGAUCUGUCCAGACCUAUGGACUUUCAGGUUCCAGUGUGUGUGUGUAUGUGUGAGUGUCUCUCUUGGACACAGCCUCCAAAUCUGCCUUUAAUACUCAAACGUAGGUGUCAUGAAGGUUAACUUGACAAAACCCACAUUUCCAGGUAUAUAGCACAGUUUUCUAUGUAUUUUACGCUGUAACUUCUCCCUGCUUUACUUUCCCCUAAAGAAGUGACAAUCACCACCAACAGUACAAAGCUGUGUACUACAUCAUGACAAACCUGUGCUUUUUCUGGGUCAUCACGGUGCUAUGUGUAUUCCGAAUAGAAAAACUGUCUACGUCGCAGUACAGAAUUGACCUCUGGUACCAAUUUAUGAUCUCUGUCUACCGACUCAAACUGGGAUACAUACGGUCAACGUUUCAGCCAUUUUGAUUCUAUUAUGUAUGAAUGUUAAUUAUGAUAUGUCACAGUACCUGUGUGGACUCACCUAUAUUUAUUGUGAAAAAUAUCUAGGUGUUUGCAUAGUUAAAGGAAAUUAAUAUAUUAUCUAUGAGCAAAUUGUUUUUGAAAUACCAAAAGGGUUUUUGUUUUACUUUUUAAAUUCAGAAUUUAUUUUAUUUGAUAAUAUAUUGCACAUUAGAAGAAUGAAAAAUAACUUACGUUUUGGUAAAUGUAAAACCAUGGGAUAGUUUUGAGCUGAAGAUAAUCUAAAUAAGUAUCAUUUCUGUUAUUAUAAUGUUAUGGUAGUUAAGAUAUCUUAGUCUUCUUUUUUGUGGAAACUGCAACUCUAGAGUCAAUAAACAUGUUUUAUCUUUAUUUACCUUUUGAUCCAUACUCGUAGACCAGGACCAAUAUUGUCUUUUUAGAUUUUACAUUUUGCUCUCCUUUUUUACCAUUCGGGUAAGUUUUCUCACAGUCACGAUAGGUUGAAGGUGUUAUCUUAUUAUCAAAGCACAGCAUACUUGUUCUUCUGCACAAUUUAAAGAAUUUGAUCUUAUAUUUUGCUAUAACUUGGAAUUUAAGCUAUAUGUUGAAACAAAUGCUCUAUAUCAUUUGCUCUCUAGUCUUCAUAUAAAUGUUGCUACUAAAAUGCAACCAAACUCCAUUGAAACUUCAGGAAUAUGAAGAAACGUUUUACUGUACUUUCUGCUUUCAAUCCCAAAAUGUUGAGCAGAAACAGAAACGUAUGUUUUAUUCUGAUGCCGCUUGUCUUUCUUACUGCUGUAACGUGCAAGACUGCUGUUUAGUGCAUAGAAUAUACCGCUACAUUUGGGUGCGACCUCCGGUAUGGAGGUAGAUAUCCGCCAAAACAUAUUUAGGAGACUCACAAUCUAUUUUGGGUGAUAUCUACCUUCAUAUAUCGACCCCUUAUCUAUGAAAAUGACAACUUAUUUAACCGUGAAGAUGGACUGUACAUAUUUGUAAACCCUGUUUCUUACACUGAAUUUACACUUUGUACAACUCGAUGGAUUAAUAUCACAUGAUUUCACAACCCAAAUAAACAGUGCAAAGUC
Molecule: messenger RNA, 3865 nt
Organism: Coregonus clupeaformis (lake whitefish)
Lineage: Eukaryota; Metazoa; Chordata; Actinopteri; Salmoniformes; Salmonidae
Product: lethal(3)malignant brain tumor-like protein 4
Exons: 20
Coding region: 204-2204 (666 amino acids)
Biological process (GO): regulation of DNA-templated transcription
Cellular component (GO): nucleus
Molecular function (GO): zinc ion binding; protein binding
Source: RefSeq, a predicted model, not a curated record